Messenger RNA from Mytilus trossulus (common blue mussel), 2184 nucleotides. RefSeq names its product cytochrome P450 3A24-like. The transcript has 14 exons. The record is from RefSeq and is a predicted model, not a curated record. Lineage: Eukaryota; Metazoa; Mollusca; Bivalvia; Mytilida; Mytilidae. The coding region runs from base 89 to 1624 and encodes 511 amino acids. Gene Ontology annotation, molecular function: steroid hydroxylase activity; heme binding; oxidoreductase activity, acting on paired donors, with incorporation or reduction of molecular oxygen.
UUCCUAUUUAUAGAAAAAUGUAUCAUAAUAUUAUCGUCGUAUUGCUAUAUUUAUCAUGUUUAUCAGUUAACUUCAGAAACAGUUAAACAUGGAUUUCUUUGGGAUCGCAACAAUUCCAGGAUGGCUCGUCACGAUCCUAUUAUUCUUCAUGACAAUGUGUUUGUACUCUUUAUACUGCCAAACAUUCUUCUGGAGAUUUGGUAUUCCUGGGCCUAGGCCAACUUUAUUCUUGGGAAAUUUUAUGCACUAUAUAAAAAAGGGUGUGUUAAAAGCAGACAUUGAACUGGUGGAGAAACAUGGGAAGUUUUUUGGGCAGUAUUUUGGAAACAUGUCUUCAUUAAUGGUCUCUGAUGUUGAUAUCAUAAAACAAAUUUGUAUUAAAGAUUUCUCAAAGUUUCCAAACCGGCUGGCUGAAGGUGAUAACAAUGAUCCAUACCUAAAGGAUGCCGUGUCAAUUGCACGUGACGAACACUGGAAGUUUUUGAGAUCAUCAAUUUCUCCUACCUUUUCUUCGGGGAAAAUGAGACAGAUGAUGCCCUUGCUUCAGAAAUGUGUUAAUGACAUGAUUGAAAAAAUGAGAAAGGAUACAGAAAAUGGAGAAGUAGUCGAUGUGUGCAAGUACUGUGGUUCGUUUUCAAUGGAUGUAAUAGCCAGUACAGCUUUCGGUAUGGACGUAGAUGCCCAAAACGAUCCAGAUAAUGCGUUUAUCAAGAAUGCGAAGAAAGCCUUCUCAUCUGGGUUCAAAAAUCCAAUGGUACUGCUCAUCAUAUUUUUUCCGUUUACAAGAAGAUUGCUUCCAUACUUAAAAUUAUCAACAAUGAGCAAAGAUAUGGCGAAUUUUUUUAACUCUGCUGUCAACACUGUUAUCGAAGAAAGAAGGUCGGAAAAUACGAAAAGACAAGACUUAUUAGGACUUAUGUUAAACGCACAUACAGACAAAGAAAACAAUGAGGAAAAUAUAGAAUUGUCAUCUACAACUGUAAAAGAUUUCAAGAAAAGACCUCUAACAAACAACGAAAUAUUAGCAAAUAGCCUUAUAUUCUUUUUGGCUGGAUAUGAGACUACUGCGAAUGUGUUAUCCUUCGUCCUGUAUUGUCUAGCUUUAUAUCCAGACUACGCUGACAAGGUUCGACAUGAAGUGGCUGAUAACAUUGGAAAGGAGAAACCAACAUAUGACAACGUCUCAAAGCUUCAGUAUUUAGAUAUGUUUGUUUGUGAGGUCCUCCGACUGUAUGGUUCGGCUGCUAGGUUUAAUCGAAUAACAGAAGAAGAUAUAGAAAUUGGUGGAUAUAAAAUACCCAAGGGGACUGAUAUCCAAUUUCCAGUUGGUGCCAUUCACAGAGAUCCCGAUUUAUGGCCUGAACCAGAGGUUUUUGAUCCUGAAAGGUUCACGUCAGAAAACAAGGAGAAACGUCACCCAUAUGCGUGGUUACCAUUUGGUGUAGGUCCUCGUAAUUGUGUUGGUAUGAGACUAGCACUUACAGAACUUAAAAUGGCUGCUGUUACCAUAGUUCAAAAUUUUAACGUUGUAAGAUGUGAUGAAACUGAGGUUCCAAUCACAUUUCAUAAAGGUGGAUUUAUAAAAGCACAGAAUGGUAUUAAACUGAAGUUGGAGAAGAGAUAGACUGGUUUUUGUAAAAAGUUACAGGGUGUUGAAGAAAAGAUAGACUGAUAUAUGUAGAUGGUUACAGUGUGUUGAAUCAACAAAUAUAUCUAAUGUUUUAAUUAUACCGUAGAACAGUUGCAUACUUUUAUUGUAUCGCUUACGACUAAUGAAGUCUUUUAUAUCAAUAAAGCCAAUAUAUAAAAUGCUUUAUUAAUAUUAAAGAAGGCAAUGCGCCAGAUGACAGUUGAAUACAAAAUCGCAGCCUCCUUAAAGUAGUUAAAAACAAUUCAUUCAAACAUUUGAAGAUUUGCGAUAAUGUAGUUCAUAUCAUGCUUUUCUUCAAAACCAUAAUAAAAAAUAUGAUUAAUUGGAACUUUUUUCGAGUUACAGGUUAUGCAAAACUGUCAGAUUUUUUUGUAUAGAUUCGUAACAUUUUUGCAGCUUAGUAAGAACAAUUUAUUCAAUAUGCAUGCUCAGGGAACGCCUUCCUCAAUCUAAUUGGCCUUUAUCUGACUUGAUAUCGCAGUCAAUGGUAUAUACAUGAUGUAAAUCUACAAUAAUAAAAAAGCAACAUUUGA